GGCGUGAACGCCCGCGAUUGGCUGCGCGGAGGCGGGAGCCUUGAGCUUUUGCGGCGGCGAAGGGAACUCUGUCUACUCACGGUUCGUGUCUGGGCCAGCGGUUUCUGUCAGAUUUUCGCAGGUCACUGCUGCUCAAUAUGAGACGAUCUGCAGCACCAAGUCAGUUGCAGGGUAAUUCCUUCAAGAAACCAAAAUUUAUACCACCAGGAAUAAGUAAUCCACGUCUGAAUGAAGAGAUUAUAAAACCAAAGCCAGACAUAAAAUUAUUUGAGGGUGCUGCAAAUAAAAACACCUUUCUUGAGUCACAAAAUGAUCCAAGAAUAUGCAGUUUAAAUCUUCUGCCUACUGAAGAAAGUACUAGAGAAAUUAAUCACAGGGAUAACUGCAGUGGAAAAUACAGUUUUGAAGCAUCUGCUUUGGCAACAUUAGAUCCACCUCAUACAGUGCAAACUUGGAUGAGGAGGCACAGGCUGGUACCAGUUCACUACAGGUAAUGUUGGAUCACCAUCCUGUUGCUAUUACAGUGGAGGUGAAGCAAGAAGAAGACAUUAAACCACCUCCUCCACUGGUUUUAAAUUCUCAACAGAGUGAUAUUUUAGAGCAAAGAGAAGAACAUGAAUUAGUACAUGUUAUGGAAAGAUCCUUGUCGCCUUCGCUUUCCUCUGUUGAUAUGAGAAUGACAUCGUCUCCAUCUUCUAUUCCAAGGAGAGAUGAUUUUUAUCGCCAUGAGAAUGGAGAACACUUUAGGUCACUGUUAGGUUAUGAUCCUCAGAUCCUGCAAAUGUUGAAAGAGGAGCAUCAGAUAAUUUUAGAAAAUCAAAAAAACUUUGGAUUGUAUGUUCAGGAGAAGAGGGAUGGAUUGAAAAGAAGGCAGCAGCUAGAGGAAGAGCUACUAAGAGCAAAAAUUGAAGUGGAGAAGCUGAAAGCAAUUUGCUUACGGCAUGAUCUACCUGAAUAUAAUAGUCUGUAAGAUUUUUUUUCAGUCUUACAAUUUGAUAAUUUUAAUUUUGGCCAAAUUUCUUCAAUUUUGGAAUAUCCUGAAGCAAAAUACAUAUUCUUGAAAAAUGUUAUUAAUCUCUAUAAUGGAAAGGCAUUUUAAACAUGAUUUUCUAAUUAUUUAAUUUUCUUUUGAGACAUUAAAAUUUACGGAUCAGUUGGCA
Lemur catta (Ring-tailed lemur) is the source of this 1160-nucleotide messenger RNA. RefSeq names its product DNA repair and recombination protein RAD54B-like. The record is from RefSeq and is a predicted model, not a curated record. Bases 138 to 494 code for a protein of 118 amino acids. The transcript is spliced from 4 exons. NCBI's taxonomy places the organism in Eukaryota, Metazoa, Chordata, Mammalia, Primates, Lemuridae.